Messenger RNA from Danio rerio (zebrafish), 896 nucleotides. RefSeq names its product prokineticin 1 (gene prok1). The record is from RefSeq and is marked provisional. Gene Ontology annotation, cellular component: extracellular region. Lineage: Eukaryota; Metazoa; Chordata; Actinopteri; Cypriniformes; Danionidae.
ACUGACAGAGCAGGGGAAGAUCAGCAGAGAAGUCCAAGUAUCUCCUCAGGGCCACAGCAACCUCAUCCGUGGGACAGAAUAGAGAGACAUUAUUAGGGAGAAUUAGAGAGACACAGAUCAAGCUUUUAGAGUGUUUCGUGGUGUGUUUGUUUGUCCCGCUGCUGCUAUGAGCAGGGUUUUGAUUUUGUGUUUGCUCCUGCUGUCCAUGAGCUGCUGCAGAGGUGCCGUCAUCACUGGGGCGUGUGACAGGGAUGUGCAGUGUGGUGUGGGUCUCUGCUGUGCUGUGAGUCUGUGGCUCCGAGGUCUCCGCAUGUGCACACCGCAGGGGCUGGAGGGAGACGAAUGCCAUCCAUACAGCCACAAGGUUCCUUUCCCUGGCAAGAGACAGCACCACACUUGCCCCUGCCUGCCACAUUUGGUCUGUACCAGAUACGCUGACAACAGAUACCGCUGUACCAGUGACUUCAAAAACAUAGACUUUUAACAGGAGAAAGAAUGCGCGAAAAAAGGAAUGGAGGAGUUGAAUACUUGAAAAAGAAAGCAGGACAGCACAAGAAGAUUAACAAGUGCCAUAGCACCUCUCUGCUCAUUUUUCACUCUCAUGCACUUUGCACUACAAAACUACUUUUAUCCAGCUUCUCCAGAAACGCAGAUGUACAUCAUCUCCAGCAGCACAAGGUCUACCUCAGAAUCAUUGGUUUACCUUGGCAUCCACCACACCCAAACACACACAUAAAUUAGUUUCAUUACCUGACCUUUAUGUUAAGAGUAUGCAAACAGACAUUUAGUAAGAAACGUGCUUCAGAGAGUGUCACAUUUCUGGUUGAAUUCCAUCUUCAAUAUGCUGUGCAUUUGUUGAAGGCUUAGUUAUUGUAAUUAAACUAUAAUCAGUCUAA